Lucilia sericata (common green bottle fly) is the source of this 2185-nucleotide messenger RNA. It is a transcript of the gene CCT3, whose product is annotated as T-complex protein 1 subunit gamma. Gene Ontology annotation, molecular function: ATP-dependent protein folding chaperone; ATP binding; ATP hydrolysis activity. NCBI's taxonomy places the organism in Eukaryota, Metazoa, Arthropoda, Insecta, Diptera, Calliphoridae. Gene Ontology annotation, cellular component: chaperonin-containing T-complex. Gene Ontology annotation, biological process: protein folding. The record is from RefSeq and is a predicted model, not a curated record.
CAAAAUUACUGUUCAUGUAAACAUAACCUCAAAACACUCACGUCAUUUUAAAACAUUUUUUUUUUCGCCAAAGAGGGGUGCCCAAGAGCAGAUCACAUACAAAGCACGAGUUAUUCUUAUUGUUUUAAUUGAAUUUUUCAAAUAAAUUUAAAAUAAAAAUGUUUGGUGGACAACAACCCAUAUUGGUUUUAAGCCAAAAUACUAAAAGAGAGUCUGGCCGUAAAGUGCAGCUGGAGAAUAUAAAUGCCGGAAAGGCCAUUGCCGAUGUCAUCCGUACCUGCUUGGGUCCUCAGGCCAUGUUAAAAAUGUUGAUGGAUCCCAUGGGUGGUAUUGUCAUGACUAACGAUGGUAACGCCAUAUUGCGUGAAAUUACCGUACAACAUCCAGCUGCCAAGAGUAUGAUCGAAAUUGCUCGUACUCAAGAUGAAGAAGUUGGUGAUGGUACCACUUCGGUCAUUGUUUUGGCCGGCGAAAUGUUGGCUGCUGCCGAACCUUUCCUACAACAACAAAUCCAUCCUACUGUCAUUAUUAGAGCUUAUCGUGAGGCAUUAGAGGAUAUUGUUAAGCACCUGCAAAGCGAUUUGAGUGUGCCUUUGGAUUGUAACAAUAGGGAAAAAAUGGCUGAAGUGGUGAAAGCUUGUGUCGGUACUAAGUUCAUUGGUAAAUGGUCUGAGAUGGCUGUAAAGAUUGCCUUGGAUGCUGUACAGACUGUUACAUUGAACGAGAAUGGUCGUUUGGAAGUUGAUAUUAAGCGUUAUGCUAAAGUUGAGAAAAUUCCCGGUGGUUCCAUCGAUGAAUCUUGCGUCUUGAAGGGUGUUAUGAUCAACAAGGAUGUUACCCAUCCCAAAAUGCGUCGUCAUAUUGUUAAUCCACGCAUUGUCCUUCUCGACUGUUCGUUGGAAUACAAAAAGGGUGAAAGCCAGACCAAUGUUGAGAUUAUUGGCGAGCAAGAUUUCACACGCAUGUUGCAAAUCGAAGAAGAGUUCGUACAGCGUAUUUGUGCCGAUAUUAUUGCUGUCAAACCCGAUAUUGUUUUCACCGAAAAGGGUGUUUCCGAUUUGGCUCAACACUAUCUGUUGAAGGCUGGUAUUACAGCUAUUCGUCGUUUGCGUAAAACCGACAACUUGCGUAUUGCUCGUGCUUGUGGUGCCACAAUUGUUAAUCGUACCGAAGAGUUGACUGAAAAGGAUGUUGGCACUGGUGCUGGCCUCUUUGAAAUCAAGAAAUUCGGUGAUGAAUACUUCACUUUCAUUACAGAGUGCAAGGAUCCUAAGGCCUGUACUAUUUUGUUGAGAGGUGCUUCCAAGGAUAUUUUGAAUGAAACUGAACGUAAUUUACAAGAUGCCUUACAUGUGGCACGUAAUUUAGUUUUGGAGCCACGUUUGGUAGCUGGUGGUGGUGCCAUUGAAAUGGCUUUGUCACAACUCUUGACUCGCAAACAAUUGAAGGGUCCCUAUACCGCUGUAGCAGAAGCUUUGGAAAUCAUUCCUCGUACUUUGGCUCAAAAUUGUGGUGCCAAUACCAUUCGCACCUUGACUGCCUUGAGAGCUAAACAUGCCUCCCACUCCGGUGAGGGUGUAUGCGCCUGGGGUAUUGAUGGUGAAUCGGGUGAAAUUGUUGACAUGAACGUUAAGGGCAUCUGGGAGCCAUUGGCUGUUAAAAUGCAAACCUAUAAGACCGCCGUUGAAACUGCCAUUCUUUUGCUGCGUAUCGAUGAUAUUGUUUCCGGUUCCAAGAAGGGUGAUGGCAUUACUAAUCCCGCUGCUGCUGCUGCCGGUGGUGAACAAUAAACAUCUACAAUUUGUUCUUACUUAUGUAUUAAAUCAUAUAUUUUUUUCUUUUGCUCUAAUUUAUCGUUUAAUAUUAAUUUCUUCUUAUUUCUUUCUUUAAAACACAAUUGAAACAAAAACAAAAAAAUUAUCAAACAAAAAAUCACCCUGCAUUUAAUGAGAAAAACUAUUGUAAACGUUUAAGAAACUGUGUUUCUAACGUUAAAGCCGUUAAAAUUAAAUUGAAAGGCUUUAAACAAAUUCACCAUACACACACCCACUUUUCUUUUAAUCUUAUUUUUUUUUUGUUAAACUCUAUUUACUCGUCGCUUAAGCUUGUGUUCUCUCAUUAACAUUUAUAUAAUGGAAAUAAUAAAACAAAAAAACAAAAAUUUACAAGAAAGUGAAAAAACAAA